UCCAACCCUUCCUAAUGCAACGACUUCAGCCACCAGCAUCUACCUAACCGGCUAGACCCAAAAAACCCUUGGCCAAUCUUUUACCCACCCACCAAAGACCCAACCGCCUGACCGGACCUUCUCUCUCUUUCUCUCUCUCUCUGACGUUCCUUCUACGCCUAAAUUUCUAGAAAUUUAGGGCAUUUUCACCAUCAAAAUGGAACCGUCCCCUCCUUCUCCACCACCAUCAGCCAUCGCUCGACGCCCUAAAAAGCACGACGAAAUGGAAAUUCACGCUUCGGUAACCGAAGAUCCUACAUCUUCAGCACUUUGGGAUUGGGGAGAUCUCCUAGACUUCACCGUAGAUGAUCAAUUCCCAAUCUCUUUUGAUUCUAUCGACACUACUGUUUCUUCGGAAGUCUAUGACAAUAACAAUGAGACCAAUAAUCAUAAUCCUGUUAUUGAGUCAACAACAAGGGCAGUUGUUCAGGAUCGGGUCAGGAAACGUGACCCGAGGUUAACCUGCUCUAAUUUUUUAGCAGGUCGGGUCCCCUGUGCAUGUCCGGAGUUGGAUGAGAAGUUACUAGAAGAAGAAGAGAGCUUACCUGGAAAAAAGCGUGUCCGUACGACAAGGUCAAGUUCGGGUAUCACACGGUGUCAAGUACCCGGUUGUGAAGUUGAUAUAAGUGAACUAAAGGGUUAUCAUAAAAGACAUAGGGUUUGUUUGCGUUGUGCUACGGCUGGUUCUGUUUUACUUGAUGGUCAUAGGAAAAGAUACUGUCAACAGUGUGGCAAGUUUCACUUGUUGCCGGAUUUUGAUGAAGGUAAAAGGAGCUGUAGAAGGAAAUUAGAGCGACAUAAUGAUAGAAGGAGACGGAAGCCACAUGAUUCUAAAGGUACUGCAGUUGAUAAGGAAAUUCAAGGGGAACUGCAAAGUGAAGAAACUGCCUGUGAGGCUGAAGCUGGAAAAGAUGGUCAGAUAAUUGAGAAGGAAGCAGCAGUUGUUGAAUCUGAAGAUGGGAAUGUAUCUGCUCUUCAUUCGGAUCCAAAUUCACAAAAUCUUAAUAGUGAUAGUGGUUUAUCUGUUGGAACACCAAAGCGUGGUGGAAAAGAUGAUACCAAAUUUUCAUUUUCCCCUUCCAAUUGCGAUAAUAAGAGUUCUUAUUCAUCUCUGUGCCCAACGGGUCGGAUCUCAUUCAAGCUUUAUGAUUGGAAUCCUGCAGAAUUCCCUAGAAGGCUUCGACAUCAAAUAUUUGAAUGGUUAGCCAGCAUGCCAGUUGAGUUGGAGGGAUAUAUUCGCCCUGGCUGUACAAUUUUGACUGCAUUUCUUGCAAUGCCAACAUUUAUGUGGGCAAAGUUAUUUGAAGAUCCCAUGUCAUACGUGCAUGAUUUGGUUAUUAUUCCUGGAAAGAUGCUGUCCAAGAGGGGUCCUAUGCUUAUUUAUCUGAACAACAUGAUCUUCCAUGUUAUGAAAGAUGGAAAUUCAGUGAUGAAAGUGAACAUUGAAGGGCGGGCCCCAAGACUUCACUAUGUUCAUCCAACAUGCUUCGAAGCUGGGAAGCCCAUAGAGUUUGUUGCUUGCGGAAGUAAUCUGCUGCAGCCCAAGUUUAGGCUUUUGGUAUCAUUUUCUGGGAAAUAUCUUGCAUAUGAUUAUUGUGUAGCAUUACCGCAUGGUCAUACUGAAGGAUGUUCUGGCCUUGACCAUCAAUUAUGCAAGAUAUUUAUUCCUCAUAUUGAACCUAAUGUCUUUGGUCCUGCAUUUAUUGAGGUUGAAAAUGAGAGUGGCGUAUCAAAUUUCAUUCCUGUACUCAUUGGAGACAGAGAAAUUUGUUCUGAAAUGAAAAUAAUUCAGCAGAGAUUUGAUGCAUCUCAUCUCCCAAAGGGUUCACAGUGUGAGGUUUCUGCACAAAGGCAAAUGGCAUUUUCAGAACUUCUUGUGGAUAUAGCAUGGUUACUAAAGAAGCCUUCAUCAGAAAGUUCUCAACGAAUUAUGAGCUCUUCACAGAUUCAAAGACUCAAUUCUUUGUUGAAUUUCUUGCUACUCCAUGAGGCAACUGCCAUUUUGGAUAAAGCUUUGAAAAAUCUGAAAAUUAUAUUAAUGGAGACAGAAAGGGAGGUUUCUGGCAGUAGUGAUGCUGAUAUGAAGCUAUUGCAGAAACAUGUGGAUUGGGCCUGGAAUAUUCUUUAUCAAAAGGUUAAGAAAAGGGAUGGAUUACUCCUCCAGUGGGAAUGUACUAUACAGGGAAGGAGUUCUGGAAAAUGUUCUGAUGGUGACGGGCCAUCAGUUGCCCCAUUCACCAGUGAGGAUUUGGAAAAGAGCUCAACUGGCAAGCUAGGAUUGAUUGCUAACACAUCUGAUUUUGUUAGAAGUGACAAGGUUCCACUUUUGAAUAAAGAGGUUGUUAUGAACGUGAACCUCGUCAAGGAUAGGCCAAACCAAUCAUGUAGUCUCAUUUUCUCUAAGAGAGUCUUGAGAUCUCGUCCCACAGUAUUUUUAAUUGCUACAGUUGCUGUUUGUUUUGGAGUAUGUGCCAUCAUUCUCCACCCUAACCAGGUUAGCAGAUUUGCAGUAUCUGUACGCAGAUGUUUGACGGACCGAUUUUAGAUGGUAAAAUAAUCCUCCACAUUAAAGUGUCUCCUGUAGAUUGUUUGGCCUGUACAUCCCCCUGUACCCUAUAUAUUAGAUCUAAUCAAGCUGCCCCAAACUUUAGCCUGGGGGCUUGAUUUUUGACUUCUCCAGUGCUAGUAUACUGGUUCUUCUUCGUACUGCCUUGGUCGGAGUGUCUUCAAUGUUUGCACUUGUGGAUGCAUCAAGGCAACUAAUGGGAUUUCCAAGUGGUGAGAUAAAUAUUAGUUUCGUUUUUUCUUUUUCCCCUUUAGUGCGAGAUCAGAAUUUUUUGUCUAUAUCUUCUUCCAAUCUUUGACCUAAAGCUCGUGUAUCAUCUGUUUUUGUUGUGUAUUUAAGAGGGAAAAAAUUAAGGAGGUUUUCAUGUGCUGAUAUUUGGGUGCUUGCUACCAAAUAUUUGUGUAUUUAAGAGGGAAAAAAAUUGAGGAGGUUUUCAUGUGCUGAUAUUUGGGUGCUUGCUACCAAGUAUUUGUGUAUUUAAGAGCCGUCUGUCUAAUUUUUGCAUCCCACUUGUUCAAGUUGAUGCUAGAUUGGGGCUACAUGUUCAGAAGUCGUAUGUACAUGCACUUAUCAAUUCAACAUGUAAGAAUGGUAUUGUCAUUCGCCAUGAUAAGCUUUACGUCCAAAGCCUUGCUGGCAUUUUUGUC
Molecule: messenger RNA, 3252 nt
Organism: Ricinus communis (castor bean)
Lineage: Eukaryota; Viridiplantae; Streptophyta; Magnoliopsida; Malpighiales; Euphorbiaceae
Product: squamosa promoter-binding-like protein 7
Exons: 10
Coding region: 197-2584 (795 amino acids)
Cellular component (GO): nucleus
Molecular function (GO): DNA binding
Source: RefSeq, a predicted model, not a curated record